ACAUCCGAUUCAUCGUCACGAGACUUCCGAUCGAGUUCACUCCCCUUUGAUAGUGUUUAUAUUGUCUCCAGCAAUGGGACUUGGAAAUAUUUUCGUGUUGUCUCAAGUGACAGCGUUUCUCUUGUCAUUUAUUUUCUCUUUCUUCAUAUUUGUUCCCGUUUGGUCAAACUUGAAUGAAUUCUCAGGCAACUGUUUACUCUAUAGUUCAGGCUCAUGGAUGCCACAGUCGAUCAUUUCUCAAGUGAAACUGAACAUAACAUGGGGACCAAAUAGUGCAUGUAAUUUUACUGUUUUCGUUGGUGUUGCUGUGAUGGUCUUGUCGAUAUUCUACAUGAUCUGGCAAUCACGACAUCUGUGUAGAGGGAUUGACAGUUCUUGGCUUGAUGCAUUUGUUACUUGUGCUGUGACACUCGUCAUGACAGUGGUGCUGUUUGCAACAGCUCUCACAGCAAGUGUGGGCUUCAGAGAGUGGUGCUCGCUCAUCACGAAUCCAGUGUCUCAGAUAGAGAAAUGUGAAAAUGGCCAGUUUGAUGGCAGGAUUGUGUUCACUACAGGGCUACUGAUCAAUACCGACAACUACUACACAGAGUUUGAAAUGUCACAGUUCGGUCUGUGGGCAACAUGGAUUUGUUGGUUAGUGCUGUCAUUUCUGUCAGUCAUUAAGCUCUACCGCUACCACAGACAGGAAACAUUCCUCACCAGCAUGAACCGAGAACGGGAACGUCUCCUCCAGCGAGUUGGACACUCAUCUACGGACCCAAUGUGAUUUGAAUUAUACAUUCAGAUGGUAGCCAUCUUCAUCUGUCAUGGUGCUAUAUACACUGGGUGUGGAACUCUCUACUAAGGAGGAGUAUUACUUUGCCCUACAUUUUGUUGAGGUGGAUGUCUUCAUUGAGGAAUUCAAAAUUGUGUAUUUUCUCCGCACAUUAGUUCAUCCAACGUUACAGAGAUAGACAUACCCUACUAGUCAAAGCCCAAAUUUUGACUACUGGUUUCUGUAAAUUCCUUAGAUCCUAGAGAAGCACUUAAUACUCCCAGAUUUUUGGUUACUGGACUGGUGGCCAUGUUUAUCUUUGCUUUGUUAUACUUUAAGAUCAAACAUCAUAUCAUCCAGAUUUAUGAAUGCUAUGUCAUUUGUUUUUCCUGUAUAUUUUUUACCUGUCAGAGAUGCAUGUUUCAGUUUGUCAAACCCAUGGUGGGUAGUGCUGUUCAGUAGAUGGAAAAUAAGACAGAAGACCUUGAAUGUUCAUGAACAACCCAGACAGAAAUACGACACUGAUAGCAUAUUGAUAUAUAGUGAGACCCCAGAUACCUUGACCCCAAAUAUCCGGAAACCUCGCCUUCCGAUCAAUUUUUAUAAAAAAACCAAUCUCUUACGUUAUAAAAGUGACUGUCUAUAACGGAUAUGCAGUUUCCGUUCCCGGACGGUAAAUUUUACAAACCAACCGGUUAAAUCAACACAAAAUUGACUCACUUAUCCUCACGAAGCUUUGAUCUUCCGCUGACCGUUUGAAGUGAAGCACGAGUGUCCCACGUGUUUUGACACAAGACAAGGUCUGCUAAUCCUUUCUACACACUGCUUAAAAUUCGGCUUAUAGACGGUAGUAUACGGUAAGCCUGGAUGACAGAAAUCCAGAUAUCCGGAUAUUCAGUUUUCCGGACGAUUUACAUAAAAACGAAUGUGUCUGGAUAUCCGGGGUCUCACUGUAUCUCCAAAACAAGGACCAUUUAUGUUGUUGCUUUAUGAUAUUGUUUCUGCCACAUUUCAAUCCUCGUGUUGUAUUACUCUUUAACAAACUUAACAGCUAGGGAGCUUGUUCAUGUUUUCAGUUCCUUGUUUGACUUUUAUUUACCGGUCUGAUACAGCUGGAACACAGCUGACAAGGCCUUGAAAUCACUGCACUGCUUCGCUCAGAUUGAUGAAAAGAUAUUAUUUGUGGUUGGACACCCAGUGUUUUUGUGGACUUUUCAUUGCAAAUGUGUAUUCCUCUUGAUACCGUAUUCCUUAUUUAUUCAGUUAAAUAAAUAUUUUUGACAUUAGAACAACUGUAAUUUUAUUCUGUAUUAUGUACACAAAUUUUUCUUCCAAGUCCUUGAUAUCACCAUAUGGUAUUCUUGUAAUUUAAUCAUUAGCAGUGGGCCAAUCAUAUUAAUAUAGACAAAGCCCUUUAUAUCCACACAUUACUACUCUGGUUAGUUGUUGGAAGACUUGAUCUUUGCAUAGUGCCACCUCAUGAAGUGGCUGUUUAAUAAUUACUGCCAGUAUUUCACUGUAAAACACUGUGUUAAUCAAUGCUCAAUGUAUAUAUUUUCUUAUCUUCAUGGGUAUUAUAAUGGGGAUAUGUUGAUAUUUGUGGAAAAUAAAUACUGCAUAUAUUAUAUUUCUCAUACGAAGAGAGCAUAAUGGCACAUUUACUGUAAAGGAAAUAUGAUUUUGUGACAUAAUUCAAAUCAGGAAGAGGUUUUCAUCUCUGACCAUCGUGGUGUUUAGCUUCUUGAGGUCAGGAAAGAAGUUUCAUGUAAAUUUUCAGAUAAAGGUUCGAAACAAGUACCCAAGCAAAUUUAUCCUUAGCCAGACACAAGAGUUUGACUAAGGUCAUAAAUGUCCACAACCAAUGUCAGCUUUGGUUUUUCUCCCACAAAAAGCAGACAUGACAUUGUAUCGGAGAUAGAUAGAUCUAUAGUGAGACUGAAUCAAACUAACCCAGUUUCUCUCUCGGGAUUCGAACACUGAGUAAAGAAAGUCUUCAACUUUACACAAGGUGGGGUGUCUCUGAUGGGGACUCCUGUCCAACUAUCAGAUACGCAUGUGUUUGCCCACCAUUCCAGAAGUUGUCAAAGUUGAUGUCCUGAUGGGUUCAAGCCUGUUGUAUGAUGUAUGGUAUUCCAUAAUAGAAAAAUAAACUGUCUAUUUAUGUCUCA
Haliotis rubra (blacklip abalone) is the source of this 2922-nucleotide messenger RNA. RefSeq names its product transmembrane protein 179-like. The coding region runs from base 74 to 766 and encodes 230 amino acids. Lineage: Eukaryota; Metazoa; Mollusca; Gastropoda; Lepetellida; Haliotidae. The transcript has 4 exons. The record is from RefSeq and is a predicted model, not a curated record.